Messenger RNA from Symbiodinium pilosum, 323 nucleotides. Lineage: Eukaryota; Dinophyceae; Suessiales; Symbiodiniaceae. The record is from the annotation of a GenBank genome assembly.
GUGCGGACGCACCUGCUGCUGCCCCUGCAGCAGAAGGGGCAGAGGCCGGGGAGCCUAAGCCAGACGGUGCACCAACAGGAGAAGCCACCACAGAGGCCACAGCGCCAGCUGAGGGAGAGGCGUCCGCCGAGCCAAAGGCUGAGGAGGGGGCCACAGCCGAAGCUGGUGCAGCCGAAGGUGCACCCGCAGCUGAAGCAGCAGCUGAUGCGCCAGCAGAUGCCCCAGAGGCAGGAACAGCCGAGGCCCCGGCAGACGCAUCUGCAGAAGCACCCGCAGUUAAGGCAGCUGAAGGCACCGAGACUGCUGAAGCGGGAGGCACGGAG